AUGGCACUGUCCACCACCCACUCCAGGCCGCUCAUGCUUACCACCAUCGUUGUCUGGGUCCUUCUCUGCCUCUUGUCGGUUACCGCCGCUCUGCCAACAGCCCCCAAUAUCAACACGCGGACGUGCACGAACUACCUCAUCAACCCGUCCUUCGAGUCUGGCGCCAUCGAACCGUGGCUUCCAAUCGUAGAAUCCGCCUGGUCGACCCGCGGUGUCUUCGCCAAUCCUUUCACGCACCAAGGCACGCACUAUUACUACGCGCACGCCACAUCCACCGUCGAAUCCACUCUUACAUUGUCUCAGUCUGGCCUUAAUGCGCCUGUCGGUGCCACAGUGGACUGUUAUGCGUGGGUCGCGGGUAAGAGGGGUGAGGGCGUUACGAGGAUCGAGGUUAUCUUGGAUGGCGUGAGCUGCGGAGCCAGCCAAUUCAAUGUUGGAGAGGACGGAUGGAAGAAAGUUGGCGGCAAGGUGAAGGUCAUUGGAGGUGUUCCGGAAACGGGUAGCACACUGGCGAUCGUUGUGACUAGCAAGAGUGCAGGGGAUGAGGGGUGGGAGGUCUGGGUUGAUGAUGUUGGGGUUGUGAGCUGCUGA
Messenger RNA from Macroventuria anomochaeta, 591 nucleotides. RefSeq lists its product as uncharacterized. The transcript has a single exon. NCBI's taxonomy places the organism in Eukaryota, Fungi, Ascomycota, Dothideomycetes, Pleosporales, Didymellaceae. Bases 1 to 591 code for a protein of 196 amino acids. The record is from RefSeq and is a predicted model, not a curated record.